AUGGUGGGCACCGGCCCUCAAGGCAGGCUGAGCGAGCUGGCACGGUGCUCCGUGGUGAACUACGAGGGGGAUGUCAUCUAUGACAAGUACAUUCAGCCUGAGCUCCCCAUCGUGGACUUCCGGACACGCUGGAGUGGCAUCACCAAGCAGCACAUGAAGAGGGCAAUUCCCUUUAAGGCUGCCCAGGCAGAGAUCCUGAAGAUCUUGAAAGACAAGAUUGUGGUAGGACACGCCAUCCACAACGACUUCCAAGCCCUGAAGUACUUCCACCCGAAAGACAGGACUCGAGACACCAGCCAGAUCCCUGUGCUGAAGCAGAGGGCAGGGCUGCCUGUCAGGGCCAACGUCUCGCUCAAGAACUUAGCCAGGCACCUGCUCCAUAAAAGGAUCCAGGUUGGCUGCAAAGGACACUCAUCGGUGGAAGAUGCUCAAACAGCCAUGGAGCUGUACAGACUGGUGGAGGUGCAGUGGGAGAAGGAGCUGGCCCGUAGCCUGCCCCCCCGGCCCCCCAGCCCUGUCACAGACCCCACUGCAGACAGCAGCCACUACUUGGAUGACCAGUACUGGCCCACAGACCUGAUAUCAAACAGCCUGUGAUGGGGGACAGUGUCUCUUCCACGUGUUUCGGGCUAUCCUGGUGCCUUCAGCUCUGAAAGGUGGAGGUGACCGCUGACCUCCUUCCCCAGGGGUUGUACUCCACGGGCUCUGCCCACUACCCAGCCCUGCCAGGGAUGGAGACACGGUGACCCCUGAACAGCAGCAAUCUCCCAGAAACGCUGUCUGCAGCCUCUGGCUCGUGCACAGAAAUCAGGGCUGUGGCUGUGCCUGCGCUGUGUUCAUCUGUCACUUUGGGAUGAGUAGGGUCCUAGUGUCAG
This is a messenger RNA of Empidonax traillii (willow flycatcher), 875 nucleotides long. Its product is annotated as apoptosis-enhancing nuclease-like. The record is from RefSeq and is a predicted model, not a curated record. Gene Ontology annotation, molecular function: nucleic acid binding; exonuclease activity. Lineage: Eukaryota; Metazoa; Chordata; Aves; Passeriformes; Tyrannidae. The transcript has 3 exons. The coding region runs from base 1 to 597 and encodes 198 amino acids. Gene Ontology annotation, cellular component: nucleus.